AUGUUAUAUAUUUUAAAUAGACCUGGCAGUGUGAUUGCAGACUUCACUAUUAAUACAAGUACCAACAUUGAUUUGGCUUCAGCAAACCAACAGCUUGCUACCAAUCUCCGUAAUAUCGGAUUCAAUGUUAGUGAUGAUUUACUCAGUCAAAGUGUGGAAGGAGAACUAAAUGACAUCCAGGGCAACAUAUAUCCUGGUACAGAUCUCAAACUGACAUAUAAACCUCCAGAGAAUAAUGGCAUAAACUGGACCCUGAAUGGGAUUCAGUUACAGCAGUCAGACAAAAUUUACAGGUUAGCAGACAUCCCGCAGUUUAUGGCCAGGUUCAGCAGUACAUCACAGACUCAGAAUGUAAUUGACUCUGCAGCAAUCAGAACAACAGUUGUAGACAUACUAACAAUCAUUUCAGAUCUCUCACAAACAGCUUUCAUCAGUCAAAAAAUGAUGACGGAUUUCAUAAAAAUAGCUGAGGUGAUUGGAGCAGACAGUACAUCGGACACAUGGGAGAACUUAAACAAAAAUGAUACAAGUAAAGCCAGUAAUAUACUUCUGAACGCGACAGAGAGCAUCGCACGCAGACUCCCGGAUGACGACCUCUUGAUAACAACAAACUUCACUUAUCUAAAAAAACAAUCCAUUACUCCCCCCUUUUCUGAAGCCUUUGGAAAAAAUUUAACUACCUAUGUAAAUAUUCCAGUAAAUAGUGCAAAGAUGUUCCUCACAGUCAUAAUAUCAUCAGCUUUUAACAACAUUUUACCUGAUCGAACCCUGGCCAAAAAUGACAGCAGUCAGACUGGAACCAAGAUCAAUGGAGAUGUAGUCCUGACUGAGACAACGUCAAAAAUUAAUGACGUCUCCCUUUCUUUUAAAAUCAUAAAUAGUAAACUGGGAAAACCUCAGUGGUUUUGGAAUUUUAGUCUUCUGAAUGGUGUUGGUGGAUGGGACUCGACUGGAUGUCAGUUAAAGCCAUUAUGGUAUGAAAGAUACAUGUGUGAGUGCAAUCACACAACCUCCUUUUCAAUCUUGAUGUCACCAUUUACCCUGGAUAAAAACCAAGCCAUAAUCUUAGACUAUAUAACUUACAUUGGGGUUACCAUUUCAAUGGCUAGCUUGGUUUUGUGCCUCAUCAUUGAAAUCAUCAUAUGGAAAUCAGUGACACAAUAUGACACAUCCUACAUGCGCCAUGUCUCCAUAGUCAACAUUGCUGUCUCUCUUCUGAUUGCAAAUAUAUGCUUCAUCAUUGGAGCAGCUGUUGUUAAACAUGAGAGUUCCUGCAGUACAGCAACCUUCUUCAUGCACUUCUUUAAUCUUGCCCUUUUCUUCUGGAUGUUGCUGUCAGCACUCUUGCUCCUCUACCGUACCCUCAUGGUCUUGUCCACAAUGACCAAAGGAGCACUGAUGGGCAUAGGCUUCACUGUCGGCUAUGGAGCCCCGUUAAUCAUAGGUGUCAUUACUGUGGCAUCUACAGCUGGGAACAAAGGAUACAUUCAACAAGAUUACAAUUGUUGGCUGAACUGGAGCCAAACAAAGGCCCUCCUGGCAUUUGUGAUCCCUGCUCUGAUGAUUGUAGCUAUAAACCUCCUGGUGCUUAUUGUGGUUCUGUGUAAAAUGUUAAGGAGAGGAGUUAAUGCCUCUACUCAGACAGAUGAGAAACAUCCCCUAGUGGUCAUUGCUAGAUGUGUGGCGAUUUUAACACCUCUCUUUGGUCUAACAUGGGGAUUUGGCAUUGGGACCAUGGUGUCACCAAACUUUGGGAUUCAUGUGAUGUUUGCAUUCCUUAAUUCACUGCAGGGAUUCUUUAUUCUGCUGUUUGGAACACUACUGGAUAGUAAGGUCCGAGAAGAAUUAUCAGUACUGUUUUCACUAAGGAACUUUUGGCCAGACCAGGAGUAUAGGACCAACAUCCUCAAGUGGAUUUCUUUUGUUUCAGAAAUUAUGGCAGAGAAAUGUGUAUAAUGUACCAAGUACUGACAGUAUAUCUUCAAGCAACUCGGAUACAGUUUAUUGACAACUCAAAUAAAACAACCAUGCAAUAAGGAUCUGUUUAACUGCAAACAUCAUCCAUUAUACAGUAGGGGAGAGUGGGGACAGUUGCUACACUUUUUGCAUUUCCUUCAGUUUCUCAAACUAUAUAUUUAUAUCAGAAAGACAAAUUUUUAAUACAUUAAACCUGCAUCUGUCAGCCAUCCACCCGCACUGCUGUAAUGUGUACAUAUGUUAAUAUACAUACAAUUUAUACUUGAAUAGACAAAGUCCAAUGUUGCAAUGUUGCAAUUGACAUCAUAACAGGGGCCACUUGCAGAAGUGCACAGGGGUAGUUGCAAUAUUCAUUAAAGUGUAAUAAAAUCAGUAUUUAUGAAAAAAAAAAUUGCAAUUUCUUUAUUUAAUAUUUGAGCCGACAUGGUCGAAAUUAAAUUGGCUGUAUAAAGACAAUGCAACAAGAUAUUUUCAAGUAACAGGUAACAACCAUAUUUUGGUUAAUUAUUAUAAUUAUUAUUAAAUAUUAAUUAUUAAACUCAGUGAGCUCUGUGUGAGUGUGUGUGUGUGUUUAAGUGAAUGUAUAUGUGUGUGACAAAGAGAGGGUAACAGAGAGAUCCACAUCAGAUGAAAGCUUACUGAAGUUAGACUGGCUGUAUAAAAAGAAAGACUAUAAGGAAAAACAUUUUCAAGUAACAACCAUGUUUUCUUGAAUUUGAAUGUCAAAAUAUUUCUUAAUCAAAAUCAAGACAGUGAAAUUUAAUAAUAUUUCUGUGAAUGUCUCUGAAAACUUACUGAACUGUAUGUGUGUAUGUGUGUGUGAGAUGUAGCUUAAGUGUGUGUGACAGAGAGGGUAAGAGAAGAGGAAAUUAGCCACACAUCAGACAGGCAAAGUAACACCCCUCUUUGUUGUUUUCUACCUUUCUUGUGAGACUGAAAAAAUACAGAACAAAAAAAAU
Hemibagrus wyckioides is the source of this 2936-nucleotide messenger RNA. Its product is annotated as adhesion G-protein coupled receptor F1-like. Gene Ontology annotation, molecular function: G protein-coupled receptor activity. The record is from RefSeq and is a predicted model, not a curated record. Gene Ontology annotation, cellular component: membrane. Gene Ontology annotation, biological process: cell surface receptor signaling pathway; G protein-coupled receptor signaling pathway. NCBI's taxonomy places the organism in Eukaryota, Metazoa, Chordata, Actinopteri, Siluriformes, Bagridae.